AUGCCUGGCUCUGUCUCCGAGCCUGUAGAGGUAAACGAUCAAGUAAAAGAUCCUGAUCAGGAUGGAGUCGCGGGAUACGUUUGGUGGCAAGGCAAAGACAAAGCAAUGCGUCAGAGUGCAGAUACAGGUGAAGCGGUGACAAGGGGAUUCGAGAUGGAGACAGACAUUUCUGCCAGCCAGAAAAUGCUCUCAGCAGUCUCUGGCAGUCUCCUCACAUCCCUCCUAGUCACCCCCCUCGAUGUUGUUCGCGUACGCCUUCAGUCCCAAUUUCCUACUUCUAAACCCGAUUUGACACCUUCCGCUCAACUCAACAAGUUACCCUCAUUUUCAAAACUACCGCCAAAUCUUGGGGUUACAGCUUGCUGCCGCGAAGUCUUCUGGGUGAACAAUACCUCGUCAUUCUGUCUCGCCAAUGCGUCUCCCUCCGUGACAUACACUGCAGUCAACCCCGCUAUAUCGACAUCUUCUGCCGUUGCUGCUGACUGCGCCGUCGAUGAGGCGCGGCAAAAGACAUACUCUUCUACACUCGACGGCCUUAGGAAGAUCGCCCGCAAUGAGGGACUUACAUCGCUUUGGCGCGGAUUGUCACCCACGCUUGUAAUGGCGAUUCCUGCCAAUGUCAUCUAUUUCACUGGCUAUGACGCCCUUCGAUUCAACAAAUCGUCUCCAAUUCGGAAGUACGUUUCUAAUAAUUACGCCCCAUUUGUUGCUGGUUCAGUCGCUCGUGUUGCCGCUGCAGCUACCAUUUCUCCGAUAGAGAUGUUUAGAACACGAAUGCAAGCUGCCUCGGCGGGUAAUGGAACAGGCGUUUUCAUGGAAACUCUCUCAGGGCUUAAGAAACUAGUGCAGACCCAAGGGGUGACGAGUCUCUGGCGAGGCCUGACACUGACGAUGUGGCGAGAUGUACCCUUUAGUGGUGUCUAUUGGUGGGGAUAUGAAUUCGUACGCGAGGCCUUGAUAGACUUAAGGGACCCGCAUGAACGAUUUCGGAAUAGACCAAGGGAUCAUGCACACGCAUCUACUUUUGUGGACAGUUUUGUUGCGGGGGCGACCUCUGGAGCAGUAGCUUCAGUUAUCACCACACCUUUCGACGUUGGGAAGACGAGACAGCAGGUCCUCGAAACCUCUGAAACCCAAGCGCGAUCUGCUUCUGGCGGAGCCGCGCUCAAAGGCUUGAGACCGGAAGAACGCUCCAUGCCUCGGUUCUUGCUUCACAUCUGGAAUGAGGAAGGCAUGCGCGGUCUCUUUAAAGGGUGGGCAGCCAGGACGCUGAAAGUCGCACCGGCAUGUGCUAUAAUGAUCUCCAGCUAUGAGAUUGGCAAGAAGAUGGCAAGAAGCAUGAACGAGCGAGGAGAAAUGGACGAAUCGGUCGGCUGA
Messenger RNA from Bacidia gigantensis, 1377 nucleotides. RefSeq lists its product as uncharacterized. The record is from RefSeq and is a predicted model, not a curated record. Gene Ontology annotation, biological process: mitochondrial transmembrane transport. The transcript is spliced from 2 exons. NCBI's taxonomy places the organism in Eukaryota, Fungi, Ascomycota, Lecanoromycetes, Lecanorales, Ramalinaceae. The coding region runs from base 1 to 1377 and encodes 458 amino acids.